AUGCAGACAGUUAAUGCCAUGUUCAGAGAGCCAGUACAACAAGUUCUGGAGAAAGUGAAGAACGAACCCUUCUUCAGAUGGCUGGGAAAAAUGGCUGGGGACCUUUUGAAACGUAACCAGAGCCUGUAUUGUCACUAUCAUCAGAACCAUGGGCAUGCCACUGAGGAUUGCACGAAUCUAUGGAACCACCUAGAUCAGUUGAUCCGAGAAGGAAAGUUACGUCACCUUUUGCACCCCUCUAGCGGUCAUCUAAGCCAGGCAAUGCAAGAACCUCGAAAAGAUGUGUCGUUACAGCCUCCCACGAGAACGAUACACGUCAUCCUCAUCGCCCUAGGAAGAACUGGCUCAUUUCCUUCCAGGGUGCUGUCUGUGGCGCGACUUUCUACCGAGGACAGGGAAAGAGAGUGUAAAAGGUUUAAAAAGGGAAGCCCUUUAAUAUUAGGAUUCUCGGACAAAGAUAAGAGGGGAACUAUCCAACCUCACGACGAUGCCUUAGUAGUUACAUUGAGGAUCGGAGGUUUCGAUGUGAAAAGGGUACUGGUAGACCCGGGCAGCGCGGUAGAGGUAAUGUACCCUGAUCUAUAUAAGGGGCUGAACUUAAGGCUGGAGGAUUUGAUGGCUUAUGACUCUCCCCUUAUCAGCUUCGAAGGAAAGACAGUUGUACCAAAAGGGCAGAUCAGACUACCCAUCCAGACCGGGUUAGAGGUAGUGGAGGUGGACUUUAUCGUGGUCGAUGCCUACUCGCCCUACACGGCGAUAGUAGCCAAGCCAUGGAUCCAUGCCCUAGAGGCCGUGUCUUCCACACUUCACCAAAAGGUGAAAUACCCGUCUAGAGGCCAAGUGGAAGAGAUUCAUGGAAAUCAGGCCAUGACUAGGCAAUGGAGAUUUUUCCAGGUCGGCUCAGAGUUGCCUCCUCAAGAGAAAGAGGAGCUGGUCGGGUUUUUGAGGAGAAAUGUUGAUGUGUUCGCAUGGGACGCUUAUGAUGCCCCGGGGGUUGACCUUAAUCUCAUUUGUCACCACUUGAAUGUGAACCCAUCCUCCAUUCCGAAGAAGCAAUCACCAUGA
Messenger RNA from Quercus lobata, 1065 nucleotides. RefSeq lists its product as uncharacterized. Lineage: Eukaryota; Viridiplantae; Streptophyta; Magnoliopsida; Fagales; Fagaceae. Bases 1 to 1065 code for a protein of 354 amino acids. The transcript is spliced from 2 exons. The record is from RefSeq and is a predicted model, not a curated record.